AUGUCUACACCAGCCAACAAGGAGAACCUAGGUCUUGACCCGGUUGCUCAAUUGUCCCAAGCUGCUGAUGUUGCCGCCACUCCUGCCGUCACCACUCCUGCUACUGCAACCCCUGCUACCGCAACGGUUGACAAUAAGCAUGUUGACGUGAAGACGGAUAAAGAGGAGGUUUGGGCUGAAGUCUCUGCUGAGCCAAAUCCAAUCCCUUACGAUGAGAAGACGAUCAAGAAGACGAUACGACGAAUCGACUUCCUCAUCGUCCCAGUCCUCACCGUCUUUCUAGCUUUCUGCUUCAUUGAUCGUGCAAACAUGGGCUUGGCCGCUGUUGCCGGUAUGAAUGCUGAGCUUGGUUUGGUUGGCUAUCAAUAUUCGAUUACUUUGCUCCUCUUCUUCCCUGGCUACGUCCUAUUCGCCCUCCCGAGUAACUAUUUCCUAUCCAAGGUAUCCGUUCGUGUGUGGCUCUGCACACUCGGCUUCGGAUUCGGGCUCUUUACCUUGGUCAUGGGUGUAGUACAGAACUUCGCCGGACUUGCAGCCAUGCGCCUCUUUCUCGGCGUCUUUGAAGCAGGUGUCUUGCCUGCCAUCAUCGUCAUUCUCGGCUCUUGGUACCCGAGAUACAGACUGGGGAAACGUGUCACUGUCGUCUUCUGUGGCGCUAAUCUAGCCGCUGCCUUUGCUGGAAUCUUAGCCUGGGCCUUCUCACGCAUCAAUACUGCAAACUAUAGGGGGUGGCGCUGGAUCUUUCUCCUCGAGGGUCUCAUCACUAUCGUGGUGGUGAUUGGCUUGUAUUUCAUCGUCGAUGAAUACCCACGAAACUCUCGAUUACUCAACCAGGAGCAACGAGACGUCGCUGUUGCCCUCAUCAGCGCGGAUCGCCAGGAGAAUAGCGAAGAAGAGAUGACCGUUAGAGCAGUUCUAUCCCAUGCCACCGACUUCAAGUACUGGUGCUUUGGGUUGAUCUACAUGGUAUCAGCGUCGGCGAUUUACAGUAUGGCCUACUUCAUGCCACUAAUCCUGAACGCUCAAAUGGGCUUCACAGGAGCCAUGAGUCAGAUUCUGAGUACACCACCUACCGUCUGGGCCUUUUUCGUGGCCACUGGGCUGACAGCAGUUUCCGAUCGCUAUAAGCGCCGGGCGCCGUUCCUCGUCUUUUUCGCCUGCAAUGUUAUUGUCGGCGUCUCCAUGACCCGCUGGGGACCUAAUACAGCCACGCAGUACGCCGGUACCUUCCUUACCAUGGGCGGGUUGAACGGAGGACUAUCUAUUGCACUCAGCUUUGCACAGAACAAUGCCCCGACUCGAGUCAAGCGAAGCGUUGCAUCAGGCAUCCAGCUCUCGCUUGGUGCUUGCGGUGGCAUUAUAGGCUCCACCAUUUUCCGGUCACAGGAUGCUCCGACCUACACCCCUGGUGUCAUUGCUACUAUUGGUAUGAUGGGCUUCCAGAUCGUGCUCACUAUUUGCCUUACACUGUACAUGGCACAUCAGAACAAGCUACAAAGGGGAGGAAAGGUGCUCGAGGGCCAGCAAGGCUUCCAGUAUACAUUGUAG
This is a messenger RNA of Exophiala mesophila, 1548 nucleotides long. RefSeq lists its product as uncharacterized. Gene Ontology annotation, biological process: transmembrane transport. The record is from RefSeq and is a predicted model, not a curated record. Gene Ontology annotation, molecular function: transmembrane transporter activity. Gene Ontology annotation, cellular component: membrane. NCBI's taxonomy places the organism in Eukaryota, Fungi, Ascomycota, Eurotiomycetes, Chaetothyriales, Herpotrichiellaceae. The transcript has 2 exons. Bases 1 to 1548 code for a protein of 515 amino acids.